GCCGUCGCCGCCGCGGCGUGGGGGCGGGGCUGAAGCGUCGCCAUCAUUCGGCUCUGGCUAGAUUCUGGUUAGCUACCGGUUAGUUCUUAGCUAGUUCCUGACUGUGCAGCAAUUACCGUCGAUUUGUGCGUUUACUCCCCAUUAGCCGCACUCUGCGCCUAUUCUGGCCGCUUUUCAUCCAGUGUGAAGCUGCAUCUGGAGCUCUAGCGACGGGUCGGCCGCUCUCUGUGGACGUAGAGAGCAACGAGAGGCGGUGGGGCUCCCAGCUGAGGCUAGUUAGCUCAGUGCUAGCCUGUUAGCUUACGUUUUCAGGGCCAUAUCUGUGAAAUAACAGCGAAACGUGCGCGUGAGGUACACUUUGGAUGCUGAACUGUUGGUUUGUUUGUGAGUUUGCGCCCAGGACCUGAAGCCCGUGUGUGGAUCUGCUUCAGGACAGCCGUUGAAACGAGCUGGCAUCGCCCCGUCUUCACUUGUCUACAGGGUUGGGUGAGAGGAGGGCACCAUGUCUGAAGGGGAGCCAAAAGGCACCCAGGACCUGGUGCAGGAGGUGAAGGAGCCCGCCCCAGCAGCGGGGGCAGGGGCCUCUGUCUCUCCUCCUGUGUCUGUAGUGGCUCAGCCCCCUCCCUCCACCUCCUCCACCACAGCUACUGCUGCUACAGAGGAUGAGGAGGAGGAGAGCGAAGACGAGUCUGAGAUCUUGGAGGAGAGCCCGUGUGGACGUUGGCAGAAGCGCAGAGAGGAGGUGAACCAGCGAAAUGUCCCUGGGAUAGAUAAUGCCUACCUGGCCAUGGACACAGAGGAGGGGGUGGAGGUAGUGUGGAAUGAAGUUAUGUUUUCAGAAAGGAAGAACUUCAAGCUACAGGAGGAAAAGGUGAAGGCCGUUUUCGACAAUUUGAUCCAGUUGGAGCAUUUGAACAUUGUCAAGUUUCAUAAAUACUGGGCGGACGUCAAAGAAAACCGAGCCAGGGUCAUUUUUAUCACGGAGUACAUGUCAUCUGGAAGCCUGAAGCAGUUCUUAAAAAAGACUAAGAAAAAUCACAAAACAAUGAAUGAAAAGGCCUGGAAACGCUGGUGCAUCCAGAUCCUGUCUGCGCUCAGUUACCUUCACUCCUGUGAGCCUCCCAUCAUCCACGGCAACCUGACAUGUGACACCAUCUUCAUCCAGCACAACGGACUCAUCAAGAUCGGCUCUGUUGCCCCAGACACCAUAAAUAACCACGUGAAGACAUGUAGAGAGGAGCAGAAGAGCCUUCACUUCUUUGCUCCAGAGUAUGGAGCUGUUGCCAAUGUGACCACAGCUGUGGACAUCUACUCCUUUGGGAUGUGUGCCUUAGAGAUGGCUGUGUUGGAAAUCCAGAGUAAUGGAGACUCCUCCUAUGUUUCUCAAGAGGCCAUAAACAGUGCCAUUCAGAGUUUGGAGGACCCUCUGCAGCGGGAGUUUAUCCAGAAGUGUCUGGAGGUGGACCCCAACAGGAGGCCCACAGCUCGAGAGCUCCUGUUCCACCCGGCUUUGUUCGAAGUGCCCUUACUAAAGCUGCUGGCAGCCCACUGCAUUGUCAGCCACCAGCACAUGAUCCCUGAGAAUGCUCUGGAGGAGAUGACCAAGAACAUGGAUCCCAAUCUAGUGAUUGUUGAAGCAAAGCAAGGAGUCCAGAUGAAGCUCUCCCAGUUUCCUGCACUGGAGCUGGACAAGUUCCUGGAAGAUGUCAGGAAUGGUAUCUACCCUCUGACGGCCUUCGGGAUGCCCUGUCCACAGCAGCCACAGAGAGAGGCUGUCAAAUCGCCUAUAGUUCCUCCAUCUGUGAAGACCCCAACUCCUGAACCUGCUGAGGUGGAGACCCGGAAGGUGCUUCAGAUGCAGUGUAACAUUGAGCCUGUAGAUGAAGGCACUAAGCAUCAUCUGACAUUGUUGUUAAAACUAGAGGAUAAACUCAACAGGCAUUUAAGUUGUGACUUGUUACCAAAUGAGAAUGUGCAGGAGUUGGCAGUGGAGCUUUUUCAGUUGGGAUUCAUCAGUGAGGGUGAUCAGCCCAAACUGGCAUCAGUUCUUGAAGAGGCCUUCUCCAAGUUCUACAGUAGAAAUGGCUCCCUCAAUCCAGUCACAGUAUCUUCAUAGCGGCCUCUGUACAACAAGUUUAAGCAUUAGCCUCCCUCUGUGCUACACUCAGGGACUGACACUAGCGUUAGUCUCCCUCUGUGCUGCAUUCAUUGACGGCCUAGGAUUAGCGUCCCUCUGUACUGCAUUCAGUGACGACCUAGCAUCAGCGUCCUUCUGCUGUGUUCAGGGUCAGACUUACGUUAGCCUUCCUCUGUGCUACGCUCAGGGAUAGACAAGCAUCAGUGUCCCUCUGUGCUACGCUCAGGGACAGACUAGCGUUAGCCUCUCUGUGCUACACUCAGUGAAAGCCUAGCAUUAGCGUUUCUCAGCGCUACACUCAGUGAAAGCCUAACAUUAGCCUUUCUCAGCGCUACACUCACUGAAAGCCUAGCAUUAGCCUUCCUGUGUGCUACACUCAGUGAAAGCUUAGCAUUAGCCUCUCUCUGUGCUGCGUUCAGGGAUAGCCUAGCAUUAGCAUUCUUCUGUGCUACUUUCAGGCCCAGAGGAGAGUGUGGUCUGUUUCAGAUCUGUUCUUUUUGGGGGAGAUGCUGCCACUAAGUGGCUUUCUCUUUCCAUGGUUCAGCCAUCUGCUUCUCUUCUGAAGAGAGCUGUAGUGUAUGUUUCAGGACAAUGAGCUUCACCUGGGGCUUAUUUCUUCUAUGUAGUGACCGAGUGCAUUUGAGCUUGGACAGAGCAGUGUUUUCCUUCAGUCAGUAUUAAACUUGUACUAUUUUUUACUGUGGACUGCUGUGUGGAGUGGGCCCAUGUUAAUGGUCUAGGUUAGGUUACUGUUUGCUUUAAAGUAGAAACUGAAGCAUUGUCCACUCCUCUGCUCACAAGGAGGAAAUACAUACUGCUACUCACUUUAUAUGGGACUUGGGUUGUUAGUAUAGCCAGGACACAGCUAUAAGACAGUGGUGGUUGGCAUCAAUAGAGUGGGUUUCUCCACCAGAGGCCCUCACACCGGUCGAGCCAAACUUGUGUAACGUUCCUGUCAAUGCUAAUACAAUUAAAACUAUUUAUUGCGACUCUGUACUUCUGCCAAUGGUUAUUUGAAUGUGUGCUUCAUAUUGUAUUUGGAAAAAAUAUGCAACAUACAUUUUCAGAUUGGAUUUACUCAUCAUUGCAAUGCAUUCACGGGAAAUGUGUUUGCUCAACCCAAAGUAUUUCUUCAUUAGUUCCAUGGACUGCUCCUUUGCACAAAACGAUCUGGACUGUGGAGACAUGUCAGUUUAGGAUCUAUGUGAGGGUGGAAAUCUGAAAUAGCAUUAGACGUAUUGUGUUAUAGCUGUGUAGACCAGGUUAAUGUGUGAGUAUGGGGUUGGCUUAAGAUCGGUUUGUUUUAAUAUAUUGUAACAUUGUAUGCGGGGCACUAUUUCAGCAAUGCAUUUACUCCCUUUUUCACUUCAUAAAAAUAAAAAUUCACCCAUUCAUGGU
This is a messenger RNA of Periophthalmus magnuspinnatus, 3535 nucleotides long. RefSeq names its product nuclear receptor binding protein 1 (gene nrbp1). NCBI's taxonomy places the organism in Eukaryota, Metazoa, Chordata, Actinopteri, Gobiiformes, Gobiidae. The transcript is spliced from 18 exons. The record is from RefSeq and is a predicted model, not a curated record. Gene Ontology annotation, biological process: endoplasmic reticulum to Golgi vesicle-mediated transport; intracellular signal transduction; protein phosphorylation. Gene Ontology annotation, molecular function: protein kinase activity; ATP binding. Gene Ontology annotation, cellular component: endomembrane system; cytoplasm. Bases 503 to 2116 code for a protein of 537 amino acids.